Molecule: messenger RNA, 526 nt
Organism: Desarmillaria tabescens
Lineage: Eukaryota; Fungi; Basidiomycota; Agaricomycetes; Agaricales; Physalacriaceae
Exons: 2
Coding region: 112-444 (110 amino acids)
Source: RefSeq, a predicted model, not a curated record
GCUUUCUUUUUCGUGCUUGUAUGCUUCUAAUUGCCUCAAUCAACGGCAUCCCGAUAUUUCCCUUCCAAUGCCACGCUUCCCAUUUUCAAUUUGGCUGUCGGCUAUGUAUACAUGUGCGGCAGGACGCUUUUAGCUCCAGCGCCUGUGUUGCUUGUGACCGUGGCAUGUCAAAUUUCACCAGUUCCGUCUGGUAAUCUUUUCCCCCUCCCUUUACUGAAGGAGGUUAGCAAGUCCUCUGGCUUUAGAAGCCAACACAUGAGGAGCUGGUGUGUUAUUUGCGGCCAUCGGUCCGUAUUCGUGUUCUUUUUGUUCAGAUGUGACCGUGGUCUGCCGCCGUUUGUCGCUGACACCACACACUUUCAAAAUACAACGCUAGUCCUCGUGGCAUGGAAACAAACUUCCUCAUCACAUCACCUGAGCGAAUUUGUUUCUCUCCCAUUUUGAUUGACGUCCUGGUACGGGGUAGUCACAAUAUGUCGGGGUGGGGAUUCAGCUGUCGUGUUGGACGCUGGUUACUUUUUGUAGC